AUGGACCAGGAGGACAUCCAUCGACGAGCCAACUUCCCAAGGAAACUAGAGAUUUCCUAUCAGCAACGGAAAGACCGAGAAGACCUAUGCUCAGAACAGGAACACUUCAGCCAAGACCUGGAGCUGUUUGGGAUUGCAGCCAAGACCUGGGAUGCCUCUUUCGACUUGCUGGACUAUCUCCUCGUCCCAAACAACCUCCGAGAAUACCAGCCUGCAUGCCCACUACUCCCAAGCACUCGGUCCCACUCUGAAAACAAAAUCCAUAUCAUCGAUCUCGGAUCAGGCACUUGUUAUCUUCCCAUCGGAUUGGCCACCCGACUCGAUCCCGAGCAGGCCGAGUCCAUCAAGAUCACAGUCACCGACUUACCAGCCGUCUUGCCGUUACUCGAGAGGAACAUCCAAACGGCCACAGAAAAGCUUGAGAUCUCGGCAAGAACUUUGAGCUGGGGCGACACUGACCAGACGAUCGACUUGCUCAAGAGUACAACAUCCAAUCAGCCAACCGAUCUGCUGAUCACUUGCUCAGACCUGGUCUUCUUCCCUUUCCUUUUCGCCCCCCUCAUUCGAACACUCCUCAUCCUCACCUCCCCACAUUAUCUCCCCUCGAAUUAUUCAUCUACUCCGGUCAUCUUGUUUGGCUAUAAGGAGCGCUCGGCCGUCAAAGAAUUCCCGUUCUUCUCUCUACUCGGGAGGUACUUCAAACUCGAACCUAUCAUCUCAAGGUCCGACCCAACAGGCCCAUGGGAACUACUCAGGAAUCAUCGGGAUAAAGAGGAUGAAGAUGAUGGGAGUAAGGUUUAUCUGAUCCGAGCCACCCGGCAUCCCUCAACGAUAGACUUGGAUCUCCAAUCCACUAUCCUGAACAACAACCAUGAUAGUAAUGGUGAUCAUCAUCAUCCAGAACAAUUAUUGGAUCCAUUGUUUCUUCAUGGGGAUGGAUCGGCUACUGAUCAAUGGGAAUGGAUCUUGCUCUCUAAUUUAACCGAUCACUCCAUCUUCUAA
This is a messenger RNA of Puccinia graminis f. sp. tritici CRL 75-36-700-3, 1002 nucleotides long. RefSeq lists its product as uncharacterized. The record is from RefSeq and is a predicted model, not a curated record. Gene Ontology annotation, molecular function: protein-lysine N-methyltransferase activity. The transcript is spliced from 2 exons. NCBI's taxonomy places the organism in Eukaryota, Fungi, Basidiomycota, Pucciniomycetes, Pucciniales, Pucciniaceae. Gene Ontology annotation, cellular component: cytoplasm. Gene Ontology annotation, biological process: peptidyl-lysine methylation. The coding region runs from base 1 to 1002 and encodes 333 amino acids.